Messenger RNA from Acanthocheilonema viteae, 930 nucleotides. The record is from the annotation of a GenBank genome assembly. Lineage: Eukaryota; Metazoa; Nematoda; Chromadorea; Rhabditida; Onchocercidae.
AUGAAAUUGACAACAUUAUUGUGGUUUCCAGUUGUGCGAAAUUCAAAAGGAGUAGCUGUUUGGCAGGAAUCGGAUCGUAUUAAAUUCCCGAAAGGCAAAAGUGAACGUCGUUUUGCCUGGCAUAAGUCUCCAGUUGUUUACGCUUUGACUAUCACAUUAUACUUACUUUACACUCGAAUCCGAAUUGACAGUGAUAAAAAUUAUAAACCAAAUACAGUGAAAGUAAGUUGUUGCUUUUAUAGUAUGGGCUCGAAUCAUUGCGAAUCAGGAGGAAGCACCAAUGUUGCCGGACCGAUCCCAGCUAACGAAAUCAAAGCAUUGGUGAAAGAGGCGCCGCCAGAAACGAACGAUUUUUAUUUCCAGCAAACGAUGCUGCGUAUCAAAGAUCCUCGAAAAACAUUGCCGUUUUACUGUAAUAUUCUAGGAAUGAGAUUACUGAAGCAGAUGGAUUUUCCAGAAGGGAAAUUCUCCUUAUAUUUCUUGGGCUAUAAGCCUGCAUCGGAAAUCCCUAGUGAUCCUAUAGAGCAGAAACGUUAUGCACUUUCGACAUUGGCAACAAUUGAGUUAACUCAUAAUUGGGGUACCGAAAAUGACCCGAAUUUUAGUUAUCAUAAUGGAAAUAAGGAACCGCGCGGUUUUGGACAUAUCGGUAUAGCAGUAAAGGAUGUUUAUGCAGCAUGUAAACGUUUCGAGGAAUUAGGUGUCCAGUUCGUGAAGAAACCCGAUGAUGGUCGCAUGAAAGGGUUGGCAUUUAUACAGGAUCCGGAUGCAAGUUGUAUUCAAAUAACUACUGAUCUUUAUGGCCCAGCUGGCCUCAUUAAAUUAUACGGAUAUUCACCUUUUGUCUUUGGACUGUAUAAAAGAUUGGAUCGAUGUGGUAUUGGAUCAUGUGGCCCAGGUGUUGGUACAUGCCCAGCACAAUAUACCUAA